AUGCGACCUAAUCAAACGACAGCAAGACCACAAACAAAUGGAACAACUGCACGUCCAUCUGGUAAUAGCUCGCAAACUUCAAUGCGACCUAAUCAAACGACAGCAAGACCACAAACAAAUGGAACAACUGCAC
Messenger RNA from Rotaria sp. Silwood2, 133 nucleotides. The record is from the annotation of a GenBank genome assembly. NCBI's taxonomy places the organism in Eukaryota, Metazoa, Rotifera, Eurotatoria, Philodinida, Philodinidae.